This is a messenger RNA of Planococcus citri (citrus mealybug), 3239 nucleotides long. RefSeq names its product metabotropic glutamate receptor 6. Gene Ontology annotation, biological process: G protein-coupled receptor signaling pathway. Lineage: Eukaryota; Metazoa; Arthropoda; Insecta; Hemiptera; Pseudococcidae. Gene Ontology annotation, cellular component: plasma membrane. The record is from RefSeq and is a predicted model, not a curated record. Bases 1675 to 2949 code for a protein of 424 amino acids. The transcript has 11 exons. Gene Ontology annotation, molecular function: adenylate cyclase inhibiting G protein-coupled glutamate receptor activity.
GAUACGAUACAUAUGAGGCAUUAUUCGAAGCCGGAUUGACACAUAUACGACGUGCAUUUGAUAUAUCAGCGCAGUGUUAAGGACAAGGUGAACUUGGUCGGAUCUCGAGGUUCGUCCUUUUUCAUCAAAUCGCCAACACUAGGUACACACAGAGAAAGACUCAUCUAACCUCGAAUUGUACAUGUCCACUGUCCAGUCCACUAUAUAGCUACCGAUGCUGUUGCAGCUAGUGGCAUGGCACCCAAAGUCUCUCCUUCCGUUGACCAGAUCUGCAAUGUCGGUGAGAACUGCUGGCGAACAGUGGCACUGGUUUAUUGGUAAAACAUCUUUAGUAGGUAUUUCCUGUGUCGAUGUCGUGUGUGUGUUAUGUUGCGAAGAAUGGAGGAGAAAAAAAAAUCACCGAGUCCCAUUGUUCAUUUGGCGAUACUGUGUGCUUGGUCGAAUCCAGAAAUUCCUGUUUUGGACGGGGCGCGUAUCCGAGUUAGAGUGACCAUUGCACGGGCAAAAAGGCUGGCGAAGUACAUAUAUAAAAUACAUAGGAGAAAAAAAAAAUAGAAAAAAGAAAACAACCCAACGAAGAAGAGAACUGCCCAAACAACCGAUGAUCAAAACUUAUCAAGAGUACGAAAAGUAUAAGAACGUUGAAAUUGAGUCAAAAUGAAGAGUUGAAAGUCGUCCAGCUACAUUCCUAUUUCACCACUCGGUCAGUUGCCAGAAAUUUCCAAGCCUGCCAGCUAUACGUAGAAUACGUAAUUAUGCCCUACGCACGUGCUCGAUCAUAAUACUUCACCGUAGCUCGGCAUGUAGUUCUAUGCUAUAGAAUUGGACCGGUGACCAAGGUGGCGUGUAAUAAUUUAUAAUAAAAAUAUUUUUUACUAUAAUGUAAUAGUGUAUCAGACAUUGUAAUAUGGUCUGCGUUGACCAUGACACAUAUCCGGACGCGGACGGAACGGAACGGACGAUGAUGAUACUCGAUUCGAAUAUAUCGUUUUUACUUGACGAUCUCGUCGCCAGAAUACGCGCUCUCCUGUAGUCGUAAUACCGUAUCGUAUACUGCAUUUUUAUGAUCGAGCGAUCGAGAUCGAGCCCGUGUUAUGUUGUUAUGGUCAGUCACACUCAUCGCCGUGAUUAAACCCUGCUCGCGCGUUUCCACUGCCAACUGCCAAGCCAUAGACUCGAUCUUCGCGACGAUGUUCUUCUAACUAACGUCAGUGCUACAAGUGCGAUCGGUGUGUACGGUGUGGAGUUUCUUACGUUCUUACCGAUGUGGACCCGGCUUAUUCGUAAUUUACGUAAAUUUUAUCAGAUUUUUUGAAUUUUUCUUAUCGUCGAUCGGUUCGGGUAUUUGAGUGUGUCGAGGAUUUUGAUCGUGGAAUUUUCGUGGAUUUUUUUUCGGUGGUGUUGUGACUCGAAUUUUUGAUAAGUUUUUCCCUUGCCGUCGAAGUGGACAAUUUUACCAGUGCACCUGUUGCGAUCAGAGAGGUCGAUUGUACUCCCGAAGAUACUGUUUUUGGUUCUCUCAAAUGAGGUUGAAAUUGUAGAUUUUGCGGACAUCCAACUCAACAAACCAUAAAAACCUGAAAAAUGGUCGGCUUGACAUGAAGAUCGUCCAACUGAGCCCUCCAGAAGUAAAUCGAAGACGAGGAAGAAGAAGAGGAAGACGGCGAAGAAGCCAUGGCCAUGGCUUUAGAACAGGCAGUAUUCGGAGGCGCGAAUUACAGCAGCAGCAGGCUGGAAAUGAGCACGGAAUUCUUCAUGGUACCCACAUCGGCGGUAUACAGCUUACCGACGACAGAGCCGAAUGACGGCGUAAUCUCCAUAUCCGUUCACAGAUCUCCAGUACCUUACCAAAACAGUCUAUUUCGAAGGGAAAUAUGGGUUCCUCCUUUACUUAUACUUUCCAUACUUACCAUGAUGCUUAUAAUACUCUUCGAAGUUUUCGUAUUGUGCAAAACGUGGAGAACGGUGCCAAGCAGAAGGCAUUUGUUUCUCGGGCAAAUGCUACUUACCGGAUUAUUCGUGUGUUCGGCGGUUAGCGCUAUAUUAACCGCGGAGCCCACAUUGGGCACGUGUGCCGUAGUCAGAUUCGGAAUCGGAUUCGGGUAUUCGUUAAUUUUUUCAACGUUACUAGUCAAAUGUAUAUUUCUGAUUAGCCUCAACGGCGGAGUAUACUUACCUGCUCCGUACCAAGCGCUUUUAUUAUUUUUCGCCGUCGCCAUACAAAUCGCCAUCGACGUACAGUGGUUAAUUAAUACGCCUCCGAAACUUGUACAGGGUAAUUUUUUAUAUCCAACGUGUCAAGUAUCCUUUCAUCACAUUCUGAUGUCAUUGGUAUACGUGAUUUUCCUGAUAGUAGUGGUGACUAUAUUAUCACUGAAAUCGCGAACAAUCCGGGAUAACUACCGCGAAGCGAUGUUCAUCGCAAUAACCAUGUGCUGCGUGAUCCCAGUUUGGUUCGGAUGGGUUAUCAGCGGUUUGAUGGUGUUGGAGAAAAACCGAGACGCCUGUUUGGCGUUUGGACUGAGCAUAACCUCCAUCAUCGUUUUCCUCAUUAUGUUCAUGCCGAAAAGUCGCCAGCUGGCCGCCAUGGGCAGGGAAGGCAUGUAUAUCGAAGACAGAGAAGAAAAAUUCAGCACUAUUAGCAGAGCAGCGUCGCCUUCGUUUUUCCACUUCAAACCAGUGAAACCAGUUUACACGUUUGGAAAACAUCAGCCAUCAGCUUUGAAUACAUUUGGAGAUCGAGUCGCGUUGGUGGCACCUCCUCCAACUUAUGCUCAUCAUUAUUAUCCGUGCUGUUAUUUUCCUCAACCGCAUACUCAUACCAGAAACCCGACUGCAGGAAGCGGUAUAUUAGAAUCGAAUAUGUAUACUACCGUUGAACCUACUUUAUCGACGAAUCCAAAUGUUUUCUUCCAUCGGAGUGGUAUGCAUCCUGGAUUGAUGUACUGAAAUGUAGAAGGAGUGAAUGAAUCCCACCAUUUUGCUCAAUAUAUUAGAUUUUUUCUCGUAAUUAUAAGUUUCCCCCUUUUUUCUAUGGUCUCCUUGUGUCCCUAUUUUGUAUUUUCAAUGUCUUCGUUUUUUUUUCUUUUUUAAAUGUAAAAAAUAAUGAAAAAAAUGUACGAAUAUGUGUAAUAUAAACCGUAUAUGAACGUUACUUUCUUUAAUUUAAAAAUAUUAACGUUUUUCCAUUUUUUUGUACGAAGUGAUUUUGUUUGUAAAUAAAUUUUUGUAUUGCGUUG